GACUCGAAGUAACUCGCUCGGCUUUGUUCUCCCUAUCUCACAAUCUACCCCCUCUCUUUCUCCGUGUGUGUUUUCGGAUGCCAGACAUCUUGGGGUGACGGCGAGCUGUGGAACAGAGGGGAGGGGUGCUGCCAAAGUGUGAAGUGUGUGUGACAGCAUUCCUCUUCCUCUGAGUGUGUGCAGGAGGUGAAGAAGACAAACAGAGAAGCUCCAACAACUUGGAGGUUCCACUGACACCGGACCGAAAAAGAGCACACGUGCUGCAACCGACUGAAUGGAAGACGCCUCGGCCUUCCUCCUCCAUCGGCCCGCUUUGCUCCAGAACACGACUUCCAAAAGCCUCCAGGAGGAGCCUCCUCAUCCGACAUGGCUGCCCUCAGCGCUUCAGUACAGCUGCUGCUCCUGUUGGCGGCAACCGCGUCCUUCUGCGGCGGGAGUCUGGUGGCGGUGAACUCGGGCGUGGAGGUCGCUAGGGGUCGGUCGGUGCUCGUCACGGAGAGGGAGCUGAAGAUCGCCACGGGCCCCACAGUGGACUGUAAGGUGGAGGUGGUGAUGAACGAGCCGGUCACUCAGAGGGUGGGGAAGCUGACCCCGCAGGUGUUCGACUGCAGCUUCUUGGAGGGCGAGGUGAAAUACGUCCAUGAUGGAAGUCCUCUGCUGGACGAGGACACAGUGAUGCUGAGGGUGUACAGGUUUGCGGCCUCGGACACGCUGGUGGAGACGGUGGUCCUGUCGGUGAGGGUGGUGGACUCGGGGUCCGGCGUGGUGGAGCUGGGCAGCGCUCCGCUCGUGGUCCCUCUGUUCUACGGUUUAUCCAACGCCAUCGACAGCUCCGUCUUGAACAUCCGCUCGGCGGCAGACGUGGCCUGCGUCGUCAGGCUGAUGACCGUCGACACCAGCGUCCCGGCUCUGGGUCGGCUGGUCACGGAGGAAGAUUCCACUCAGAGGAAGGGCAGAGAGACGGCGGCGCUCUGUCCUGGGAACAAACCCUGUCGUCACGACACCAAAGAGGUUAGUUUCCUCAAAAUCAGCUGCCAGGACUUCCUGAGCUCCGGUCUGAAAUACCAGCACCUCCGCCCUCCGUCACCGGAGAUCGACUACAUCCCCAUCCGGGUGGAGCUGAGGCUGCAGGGCACCAGGGCUCUGAUGGAGGCACAGUCGGUGUGGCUGCCGGUUCUGAUCCACGGUGCAAUGCAGAACCAGCCCCCUCAUGCCGCCUUCAUGGCCUCCUUCAUCUUGGAGGUGGACCAGUUCAUCCUCACCCCGCUCACCACGGCCUCCCUGGAUGCCAAAGACCACGAGACGCCGCAGGAGAGGCUGGUCUUCAAUGUGUCCGCCCCGCCCCUCGAGGGCUACAUCACCCACCUGACCGACCACACAAAGCCCGUCACGUCCUUCACAUGGCUGGACCUCCACGAGAUGAAGGUGGCCUACCAGCCGCCCAACAGCAGCCAGUCGCACCGCAGGAACUAUGAGGUGGAGUUCCAGGCUAUAGAUAGUUCCUACAUGACCAGCCCACCCAUUGUGGUACACAUCUCCAUCAGGGUGACGGAAACAAACGCCCCCAGAGUCUCCUGGAACAUGGGUUUGGAUCUGCUUGAGGGUCAGUCUCGACCAAUCACGUGGGAGGAGCUGCAGAUAGUGGACAACGACAACAUCGAUGCAGUCUAUCUGGUGGCCGUGGACGGGCCUCUCCAUGGACGCCUCAGUGUCAGAGGCGGGAAGGCGUUCAUGUUCCGCGUGCGGGACCUGCGAGAGGCCGCGGUGGUCUACCACCACUCCGACAGCGACAGCACGCGCGACCACGUCGUCUUCCGCAUCAGCGACGGCCGCCACAGCGUCCGCCACAGGUUCCCCAUCAACGUGCUGCCCAAGGACGACUCGCCGCCGUUCCUCAUCAACAACGUGGCGGUGGAGGUGCGCGAGGGUGGCGCCGUGCGGCUGGAGGAGUACACGCUGCUGGCCUCCGACCUGGACUCCAGCGACGACCACAUCCUCUACCGGGUGGGUUCCGGGCCCCGGGCCGGUCGGCUGGUGCGGAAGACCUCCCCCCGCGAGACAGGAGAUCCCGUGGACCGUUUCCUCCAGAGAGAUCUGAUCCAGGGUCAGAUCUACUACCAGCACUCGGGAGAGGAGAUGUUUGAGGACAGCUUUGACUUCACGCUGUCUGACAGCCACCAGCCGCCCAACCUCUCCCAGACAUACACGGUGGUGGUCCACGUUUUCCCGGUGAAGGACCAGCUGCCAGCGGAGGUCUCCGACAGCGUGCGCUCUCUGACCGUGAAGGAGACGGAGGUGGUUCACAUCACUCGGGCUCACCUCCACUUUACUGACCGAGAGCAUCCAGACACGGACCUGACCUACGUCAUCACGCAGCCCUGCUUCAGCCCACUGCACCCUGGGCUCAUGGAUGCAGGCCGUCUGUUCUACACAGACAGCGCCAACAGCAUGAAGAGAGACCACAUGGUGCCGGUGUUAAAGUCCUUCACACAGCAUGCAGUGCACCACCUGAAAGUGGCCUUCAUGCCUCCAGUGGAGGACAUCGGGCCGGAGCCGCUGUUUGUGCAGUUCGUCUUCUCCGUCAGCGACCACCACGGAGGAGCCGUCUCCGGCCUUCUCUUCAACAUCACCGUCACUCCGGUGGACGACCAGGCGCCAGAGGCCUUUACCAACCCGCUGCGGGUGGAGGAGGGCGGAGGGGCUUUCGUGACGGAGGAGCACCUGCUGGUUCAGGACCGGGACAGCAGGGAGGAGGCCCUGAGGGUGGAGGUCCGGAGGAUGGCAGGACGCGGCCGGCUGGAGCUGCAGGGCCGAGCGCUGCAGCAGGGAGAUGGCUUCUCCCUGCAGGACCUGAGAGGACUCCGACUCAGGUACCUCCAUGACGACUCUGAGACCACAGAGGAUGAAGUCCAUCUGAAGGUGACGGAUGGUCUGAACUCAGUAGACGUCGUCCUCCCGGUACAGGUCCUGCCAAUGAACGAUGAACCUCCCCAGCUGGGUGGAGGGCUGCGGGGGGAGCUGAGCUGCGAGGAGGCCGGGCGGGUCCAGUUGACGGUGGACUACCUGUCAGCCACAGACCGGGACAGCGACGACUCCAGGCUGACCUACAUGCUGGCCCGGAGUCCAGGACGGGGGGAGCUGCAGAGAGCCGGACAGACCGUGGACAAGUUCUCCCAGCAGGACCUGCUGCAGGGACACAUCUACUACGUGCACACAGGAGGAGAGAUCGGACCAGAGCCGGUACUGGAAACCAUCACCCUCAUCAUCUCUGACGGCGAGGCCGGAGGGACAAAUGGAUGUUGCCAUGGAGACGCCCCUCCACCUCCCGUGCCUCUCCAUGGCACGCUUCCUGUCUACGACCUGAACAUCACCGUUCUCCCUGUCAACAACAAAGUACCCUCCGUUACUCUGGGUGAGUCCAUGUUGGUGGUGAACGAGGGCUCCUCCGUCUGUCUGUGUGGGGGGGUCCUCGGGGCCUCAGACCCUGACAGCCCUGCCGACCGGCUGACCUUUCACCUGGAGACUCCUCCACUGCAUGGCUUCCUGGAGAACACGCUGCCGACGCCCGGCUCUGAGAAGAGCAACGCGGGAGUUCGAGUUGAAUCCUUCAGGCUUGUUCACCUAACUGCAGGUUUCAUUAACUACGUCCAAUCUGAGAGCAAAGGGGUAGAGCCAAAUGUUGACCAGCUCUCCAUCAGUGUGAGUGACGGGCUGCACCACUCCGCCCACGUCCCCUUCUACAUCAUCAUCAAUCCGACCAACGAUGAGACGCCAUCCCUGCUGCUCGCCAACUUCACAGUGAAGGAGGGCGGGGUGAGGGAGCUGACUCCGUCAAUUCUGGACGGUUUUGACCUGGACGCCCCCCCGGACAUCCUGACUUUCACGGUGGUGCAGCCUCCGGCUCACGGCAGCCUCAUCAACGGCAUCUACGGCACCGAGAUGAACCGCUACAAGGAGAUGGGGCCCGACCUCCUGCAGAGGAGCCUCCCCGUCACCUCCUUCACCCUACAGGAGCUCCGACAAGGCAUGAAGAUCGUGUACAUGCACGAUGACACGGAAACCCUGAAGGACGCCGUGUCUCUGCGGCUGACAGAUGGCGUCCACACAGUCCAGGGGACGGCUCGGGUCACCGUGCUGCCGGUCAACGACGAGAAGCCACGGCUGCUCAAGAACGCGGGGCUGGAGGUGGACGCUGGCGAGCGGAGGGUGAUUUCCAGUGUGGCCCUGGAGGCCCAGGACCGGGACACCCCUGCUAAACAGGUGCACUACUGUCUGAACGCCGCGCCACGCUUCGGCAGGCUGCAGCUCAAGACGGAGGCGGGCUGGACCGAGCUGUCAGCCGCACAAAACUUCACUCAGGACGACGUGGAGAUGAACCGCCUGUGGUACGCUCACACUGGAGCCGCCGCGGAUGCCCCCGGGUUCAAAGGUCACGACAGCUUCCGCUUCACCCUCAGUGACCUGGACAACGAGAGUCCCCCGCAAAGUUUCUUCAUCUCCAUCCACACUGUGCGGAAAGGUGACUUAGUGCUGCUGAGCAAGGCAGUGCGUCUGAUGGAGGGGCAGCGCGUCGUCCUCAACACCGACAUCCUGCUGGCGUCGGACUCGGCCGGGCGUCCGCGGGAGCUGGUCUACGCCGUGUCGGUGCCGCCGCGGCACGGCCUCGUCCACGCUGUCCAGCAGCCGGGCGUCCCGCUGACCGCCUUCACGCAGCUGGACGUCGCCGCCCACCGGGUGGCUUACACGCACGACAACAGCCACCACGCAGAGGCUGACUCCUUCAGUUUUGACGUCACCAACGGCGACUCGUCCCGCAGCGGGACCCUUCACUUCACCAUCGAACGGGGCGACCGCAUCCCGCCGACCCUGCACCACAACACGGGCCUCCGGCUGCAGGACGGGGCCACGGAGACCAUCACCUCGGACCACCUGCAGCUCACCGACCCCGACACCGCCCCCGCCAACCUGAGCUACGUCAUUACACAGCUGCCACGCCACGGCCGACUGCUGCUGAGAGGAGUCCUGAUGUCCCCGCCGCUGACGUUCGCCCAGACCGACGUGGACGAGCGGAACCUGGCUUACCGACACGACCCGGGCAGCCCGGCGGACAUUGACAGGUUCUACUUCCUGCCGGCCGACAGGAACAACAGAGGGUACCUCGAGUUUGGACAGCUGAGAAAAGAGCCCGCUGUCUUUAACAUACAGGUGGAUCGCGUGGACAGGUUACCCCCCAGUCUGACCACCAGGCGGAGCCCCAGCACGGUGGUGGAGCUUGCGAGUGGGCGCUACGGCAUCUUCAUCACUUCCAAACACCUGCAGGCCUCCGACCCCGACAGCCCCGUGGAGGAGCUGGAGUUCUCCAUCGCCAGGCCGCCACACUUCGGCUACCUGGAGAACGGCCUCACGGGAGCUUACAUCAAAGGUCGCUUCACCCAGCGGGACGUGGACCAGCGCGCUGUGGUGUUCGUCCUCCCGGCCGACAUGGAGGUGACGGCCGACAGCUUCCUGUUCCGCCUCACCGACCCGGCGGGAAACACCAUGCUGCCCGAAAUACUGGAGCUGUCGUGGUCGCAGGUGGAGCUGUCUGCGACCUGCUACAGAACCUGCGAGACCUCGGGGACUCUUCAGAUCCAGAUCCAACGCAGCGGGAAUAGCGCCGACCCGGCAUACGUCGCCAUCCAGGUGGAGGAGGGCUCGGCCAAACCUGGCAGCGACUUCACUCACAGCACAGCCGGUCUCAUCCAGUUCGACCCAGGAGUCAGUGUGAAAACUUGGAACAUUUACUUGAUGGAUGACGGUCUGGAGGAAAACCACGAGACCUUCACUGUCACCCUGAAAAAACCCCAAAACGCCGUCCUGGGACAGAGGACCUCUGCUAGUGUGGAAAUCAUCGACCCCAGAGGAGGACGGUGCGACCCAGACGACCUGAUGGUCGAGGAUAGAACACAACGCCCACCUCUCCCUCCUCCUCCUCCUCCUCCCCCCACGUACCCUCCCAGACCGAAGGAGGAGGACGUCAUCGCCGACAUUGAGGCAGAGCUGCUGUGGGAGAACCGGCCUCAUCCUCCCCGAGGCGAUGUCCCGAACCGCCGGCACUACCCGGACUACGGAGAGGGGGACCCGCAGGACCAGGCGGCCCCCGGCGACCACAGCCACGACAGGCAGCUGCAAGGGGCGGGCCCCGGGGGCACCGGGGACAAGGUCCCACAUGGAGGACUGAAAAUCCAUCCGGCCGGAGAGAGGACGACUGAGGAGAAGGUCUGGACGUUUCAUAGUCUGACUCCACUCUCGGUGGAGGAGCUGCAGCCGAGUGACGCCGGGGGGAGCUGGUCGCCUCGCAGUCGCCCCCCGCAGGACCUCCGGGUCGCAGAGCCUCCUCAGAUGGAUCCUCCGGAGCCAGGGCGCCAACCGGAGCCCCGCCAGCGCAAGACGGGGAAGGCGAUCAGCAGCUCCUGUGCCGACGGCUGGACUCACUACAGGAGACGCUGCUACAUCGUGGGCUCGUCGGUGGCCAGCUGGGCCAGUGCCCACAGGAGCUGCUCUCUGCUGUUUAACAGCAGCCUGACCAGCGUGCGGUCCAGAAGAGACAUGAGCUGGCUGUGGAAGUUUGCAGGGAGGAAGCCAUUUUGGAUCGGUCCGUCCGGGGGUCCCGGUCGCCGGAUGUGGGCUGACGGUCGGGCCCCGUCCUUCUCCAGGUGGGGGGGGUCUGAGUCCGGAGUCGGCUCGGACUGCGUGCUGGUUGAAAACCCCCGAAGCUGGAUCUCCACAGGCUGCUCCCCCGAAGCGCUACACACAUUUGUCUGUUCAUCACCGGCUCACACUCACUGACAGACAUAAUUACUGCUACGGGGAUAAAAAACCUCGGUUAACGUGUUAAAGUCACCAUUAUUAUACACAAUGACGCUGCUCUGUACAUUAGUUCUUUUUUUGGUCUCAAUAAAGAGCUCUGCACAAACCGAUGUAU
Gasterosteus aculeatus aculeatus (three-spined stickleback) is the source of this 6964-nucleotide messenger RNA. It is a transcript of the gene frem1b, whose product is annotated as Fras1 related extracellular matrix 1b. Gene Ontology annotation, biological process: cell communication; anatomical structure morphogenesis. Lineage: Eukaryota; Metazoa; Chordata; Actinopteri; Perciformes; Gasterosteidae. The record is from RefSeq and is a predicted model, not a curated record. Gene Ontology annotation, cellular component: membrane.